AUGUCGCAUAGGCGAAACUCUAACGGCGCGGAAGCGGCCGCAGAACAUGCUUCCAACCCGCAAGCCCGGGCCGCGAGCUCUAUCCUGGGUGGCUCCGGCGAGGAGAAGGAGGGGAGGGCGCCGACGGGCAGGGAGACGAGAUCGACAACGCCGUCGCCGUCCAACUCGGACUGCGAAUCAAACCCGGCCAAGGGGCGGGGCGGGAUCGUCAACUGGGUUGUGCGGACGCUCACCUGGACGCCGAGGAGGCUUCGAUACGAUGCCGAGAACCCUCCGGAGUUCACACUCGCGCUGAACUUCAUGUUUGCGGUGGCGGCGACGUUUACCGUGGCCAACCUCUAUUAUAACCAACCGGUGUUGAACAGGAUCGCCGAGACGUUCGACGUCAGCUUCGAAAGGGCGUCGUCGGUGGCGACGCUGAUGCAGGCCGGGUAUGCGGCGGGGCUGCUGUUCAUCUGCCCGCUGGGCGACAUGGUGCGGCGGCGGCCGUUCAUCUUGGGCCUCAUCUGGGUGACGGCCAUGCUGUGGCUCGGGCUCUGCGUGACGAACUCCUUCGCCGCCUUCCUCGCCCUCUCCUUCAUGGUCGGCGCGACGACUGUGACGCCGCAGCUCAUGCUCCCGCUCGUCGCGGACAUGGCGCCGGCGCACCGGAAGGCCAGCUCACUCUCCAUCACGACGUCGGGGCUGAUGCUCGGCAUGCUCAUCGCGCGUCUGUUGUCGGGCAUCGUGGCCAACUACACGUCGUGGCGCAACAUCUACUGGAUCGGCUUCGGAGCGCAGUACGUCAUCCUCGUGCUGCUCUUCUUCUUCCUGCCCGACUACCCGUCCAAGAACCCGGACGGACUGAACUACUUGCGCGCGCUGUGGACGAUUGUGACGAUGCUGUUCACGGAGCCGGUCCUCGUGCAAGCGUGCCUGAUUGGCUUCUUCAUCAGCGCCAUCUUCACGUCGUUCUGGACAACGUUGACGUUCUUGCUGGCGUCGCCGCCGUACGAGUACCCGUCUGUCACGAUCGGGUUGUUCUCGCUCAUCGGCAUCGCAGCCAUCUGCGGCGGGCCGGUGUACGGACGGCUUGUCAUGGACAGGUACGUGCCGUUCCUGUCGUCCGUGGUGGGCCAGGUCGCCAUCCUCGCCGGAUGCAUCGUCGGCGCGUUCACGGGCGAAUUCACGGUCGCGGGACCGGUAAUCCAGGCAAUCUGUAUCGACAUGGGCAUACAGACUGCGCAGACUGCCAAUAGGACGUCCAUUUACACCAUCAACGCAAAGGCAAGGAAUCGUGUCAACACGGCAUACAUGGUUUGCGUGUUCUGCGGGCAAUUGACAGGCACGGCGGUGGGGAAUCGGUUAUAUGCGCAGGGCGGGUGGAAGUACAGUGGAGGCGCCUCGAUCGGCUUCAUCGGGCUGUCCUUGACCCUCACAAUGCUCAAGGGCCCAAGGGAGAAGAGGUGGAUCGGAUGGAGCGGCGGUUUCAAGCUGCGCAGGGACGAGGUCCUGAAGAAGGCGGAGCCUGCGUCGCCAGAAGACGGACAGGAGGCGGGGAAGUCGGAAGAGGAGCGAACCGGGGAGGAGAAGACGGAGGCCGGGGCCAGUGAGGAAAUUCGGCGGUGA
Molecule: messenger RNA, 1608 nt
Organism: Colletotrichum graminicola M1.001
Lineage: Eukaryota; Fungi; Ascomycota; Sordariomycetes; Glomerellales; Glomerellaceae
Product: major facilitator superfamily transporter
Exons: 4
Coding region: 1-1608 (535 amino acids)
Biological process (GO): transmembrane transport
Molecular function (GO): transmembrane transporter activity
Source: RefSeq, a predicted model, not a curated record